Molecule: messenger RNA, 867 nt
Organism: Oppiella nova
Lineage: Eukaryota; Metazoa; Arthropoda; Arachnida; Sarcoptiformes; Oppiidae
Source: the annotation of a GenBank genome assembly
AUGACUAAACUAUUAAUAUCUUUAGCUUUACUAUCAAUCACCACAUGUUUGGCACAACAGAUACCGUACCGACAGCUGAAUGACGGCCACAAGAUUCCGAUCGUCGGUUUAGGUGGUAAUCAUGUGACCGAACAGUCUAUUAAGGACGCACUGGAUGCCGGGUAUAGACAUAUUGAUACCUCACUCAACUACAUGGGAGGCGCCUCAGAGGCGGCCAUCGGAAAGGUAUUGAAAGAGACGUUCAAAGAAGGAAAGAUCAAACGGCAAGACGUUUAUAUCACCAGUAAAUUGGAGACCGAAUACCAUCCCCGCAAACAAGUCUCCGAAGGCAUCAAGAAGUCACUGACUAAUCUGGGACUCGAGUAUCUCGACCUAUACCUCAUCCAUACCCCUGCUUCCAGUAACGGGACAAACAUCACUGUUGGGGAGACUUGGGAGGGGAUGAUAGAUGUCCUGAAGGCAAACCUCACCCGAUCUAUAGGUGUCUCCAACUUCAAUGAGAAACAAUUGGAUGAAGUGAUAGCCAAAGGUGUCGUUCCGGUCACUAAUCAAAUCAUAUGUAAUCCCUAUAUAAAUCAGAAUCAGAUUUUGUCGUAUUUGAAUAAACAUAACAUAACUCUAACGGCUUAUUCACCGAUCGGUGGCACCCGUUAUCCGGAUCUUCUCAAAGAUAAGAAACUCAUUGAAAUCGGAGCCAAACAUAACGUGACCUCAGCUCAGGUGGCCCUCAGAUUUGAGAUCCAGAGGGAUAUCAUUGUUAUCCCAAAUUCACAAAACCCUAAAUAUCUCAAAGAAAACGUCGAUUUAUUUAACUUUAAAUUAACGGAUGAAGAGAUCAAAGAAAUCGAGGCUCUGAAUAAAAAUUAA